GACCAGCUAGUUCUGCUUACCCGCAGUUUCCUGUGCGUUAGUUCUUUGAAAGAAUGGAUUUUUUUAUUGCCAAAAACCACAAUACUCCUGAGCCGGCCCCAGCCGACAAGUACGCUUGGUCAAUCAAAACGGAUUCCACCAAGCAGGGAGUGAAUGGUCGCGUUAAAAAACGGAAUUUACCCACGAUAAUGGUGACACCACCGACACCACCCCCCGAACCGAUCUUUUCGGGUUUCAACUAUUUACCGAUGGAAUUGCUGUUGAAGGUUAUGAAACAAGUAUCGGUUGAUGAUCGGCUUGCAUGCGGACAGACGUGCCAUCGGUGGAUGGAAGCAGCCCACUACUACCUGCCAUUCAAUCAGCGCAUCGUGUAUAAGUUUACGAACGUGAACUUUAGUGAUUACGAACCCCCGAUCAAACAUUUCUUGGACGCGUUCCGCAUCUUCCCACGGAUCGCUAUCAAAUCGUGCACUUUCUAUGGUAACAGCCAGUUCUGGCCACAGUUUGGAGAGUUUGUAGUUGAGCUGUCGAUAAAGAAUUGUCUGAUCAAGGAUACGGAGCUGCUGUACAUCUUGGAGAACGUGCCAAAUCUGCGCCAUCUCAAAAUAGAGCAGUGUGACGAGCUAUUCCGUUCGUGGUACUUCACAAAGCGCAUCAGCUGCUGCGAGUCUCACUUUGUGCUGCCGGACCUGAUCGAGGUGUCGCUGGCGAACAAUGACUUCUUAGACGAGCUGCACUUCAACAAGCUGAUGACAUUGGCUCCGAAUAUUGCGCAUUUGGACAUCUCCAACUGCUUCAAAAUGAUAGCGGCCCACCGGAGAGUGGCGAUGGUCGAACACAUCAUGCGCUUCAUCAACAUGCAUCAGUUCCAGCUGCAAACGCUUCGCUUCAGCGGCACGCUAGCGAUCGACGAUAUUUGCCUUAGCACACUCUCCAUGAUCGAUGGUCUUAGUCUGGAGACGUUCAGUAUGACGUUUUGCGAUAAAAUUCCACCAGCAAUCAUCGAUCUGUUACGCCGUCAGCCCGACCUGAACAUAACGCAGGAUCUGGAGUGGAAGGUUGGCCGCCACCCGAUAAAGGCCCCCGGUUUCAUUAGCUUUCUCGUGCGCCAAACUAAUCUAGUACAUCUGGAUCUUACCUCGUCGCUCGGUGUAACGGAUGAGGUAAUGGAGCUGAUCACAACCUGUCUGCCGAAGCUGAAAACGCUCAAACUGCGUCGCUGCAUCCUCGUCACAGAUGAAGGUAUAAUGAACAUCGUGAAUCUAGAACAUCUGGAGGUACUGGAUUUGUCCAACUGCUAUCGCAUCUCCGAUCAUGCCAUGUACCGUGGAGUGAUUGGGCGUAAGGUGAAAAACUUCAAGGAACUGUACCUAGGAGAACUGCCCACACUGAGUGACUACUCGCUGAUCCAGGUGACACUCAACUUUGAGAUGAUUCAAAUACUGGACCUCAGCAACAGCCCCAACGCAGCGACGGAUGCAACGAUGCAGUACGUGAACUACUACCUCGUGUCGCUUAAGCAGCUGCAUCUCUACUGUUGCACCAAGCUCACCGACUCCGGUAUCACGGGAAUCGAUUUGCCCGUGAAACCGAUGAUCACAUGGGACAAAGAGGAAACAUUUCCGUUGGAUCGACUGUUCAAACUGCGAGUGCUGAAUGUGAUCGGAUGCUAUCGUAUCACAGAUCUCUCAUUACAGCAUGCUUUCAAGCUGGCCGAGCUGAAGGAGCUUCAUCUAGCACGCUGUUAUCAGAUCUCUGAGGAUGGAAUACGAGUGCUGGCACGCACCGCCACUGCUCUCGAGUUUUUGGAUCUCAGCGAAUGCCCGAACAUCAACGAUAACUGCAUAGAGUUGCUGACUAGCAAUCUCAAGCGACUCCGAACGCUCAAAGUGAACAAGUGCCCACUGCUGACGAGUACCUGUCUUGAAAUUAUUGGACGUAACUGCAGCUAUCUGAAGUUUUUCCACGUGAGCGGCUGUCUGCGAGUGAAGAAACCAAAGCAACGGUUGGCCCAUCUACGCUCCCUGAAGGCGGUCUAUGUGGAGUGGUAGUGCGCGUCGUAGCUGAUGAUGAUGCUGGGUUCGGUCCGGUGAUCUAAUCGCGUUAGAGGUGAUCCCCCUGCAAGAGAAACAAUAAACAUCUUAUCUAUUUAAA
Anopheles darlingi is the source of this 2154-nucleotide messenger RNA. Its product is annotated as dynein regulatory complex subunit 6-like. The transcript is spliced from 4 exons. The record is from RefSeq and is a predicted model, not a curated record. Gene Ontology annotation, molecular function: protein binding. Lineage: Eukaryota; Metazoa; Arthropoda; Insecta; Diptera; Culicidae. Gene Ontology annotation, cellular component: SCF ubiquitin ligase complex. Gene Ontology annotation, biological process: SCF-dependent proteasomal ubiquitin-dependent protein catabolic process. The coding region runs from base 54 to 2051 and encodes 665 amino acids.